Oxyura jamaicensis (ruddy duck) is the source of this 2714-nucleotide messenger RNA. RefSeq names its product leucine rich repeats and IQ motif containing 4 (gene LRRIQ4). Lineage: Eukaryota; Metazoa; Chordata; Aves; Anseriformes; Anatidae. The transcript is spliced from 5 exons. The record is from RefSeq and is a predicted model, not a curated record. Bases 650 to 2428 code for a protein of 592 amino acids. Gene Ontology annotation, molecular function: protein binding.
UUCCUCCUUGUUCUGGUGACCUGGGGAAAGCACCUGGGGAAUGUGAAGGGCCUCAGGUAGGUGACUGAUGGCCGCCUCCUGACUUUAGCCUCUCCUUCCUCUCUCAGUUUAUCUUAAAUGUCAGCCAAAAGGUGCCCUCCACCUACUCGUGUACACAGUCAGCCAGGUGGUCGCUCCUUUCCACCUCUUACUCUUUCGCAGUCCACAUACUGCAAUUUAAAAGUUAUCAGAUAUCAGGCUUACUGGUGUCUCUCCAGCUCAGAAACUACCGAGUGUUAUAAAAGAAGGUACCACCUUUUUAUAGGAAGGCUCUUGUCAGCUUUACAGUCAGCAUAGCUGAAGACAGAACUCAGCGCUUUUAAAUUAAGAACCGAGAAAGAUGCUUCCUCCAGCCCCACUGACUUCACAAAGGUCACCCUCUGAUCCCCCUGUUGGGGCAUGCCAGGACGCUGGGUUCCAAGUCACAGUCCUGCUGUACACACAUCCCCUUGAUGUCAAGGAAUGUAAGCAGGUUUUUUUUGGAGGGGUACAGCCAUGAUUAGAACCUGUCCCUAAAUGCUAAAUUCUUCCAGUCUUUAUAUAGUGCAAGAAGGUGUUUGAGUACUGCUGAUUUUUUUUUCUCUUCUGAAAUUAAAAAUAAGGAGCACAGAUGGUUGAGUCUCAGGAGAGCGUGGAUGCCAGCACAAGGGACAUUAAUUACCCUAAAGAUGAACCUGUCUGCUCUGAGGAUGACCUUUUUCAGACUGCACAAGAAAUAACAGAUAAUGAAGCUCUGGAGAAUGAAGCUCUGGAGCAUGAAGGUCUUUUUCCCACAUACAUCACAGACAGGAUAUUUUUUAUUGAUUUGGCCAAUAAGCAACUGCAAACCAUCUCACCAGAGGUCUUCAGUCUAGAGUGUCUGGAGGAGCUGCAUGUAGAAAAGAACCUAAUUGUGAGCAUCCCCAGAGCCAUAAAUCGCCUGAGGAACAUGAAGGUUCUCUACUUGGAUCAGAAUCACAUACAGGACAUAUGUGAAGAACUGGGGGAGCUGAAACAUCUUCUGAGCUUAGAUUUAAGUAACAAUCCCCUCUCUUACAGUUCACUGCUGGUUAUCAGCAACUUGCAGUCCCUUCGUCAACUCAGGCUCUACAAAACCAACUUGCAGGAAAUCCCAGUGCAGAUCUGCAAGUACCUCCAUCAUGUUGAACUGCUUGGCCUUUCUGAUAACAAUCUACAGUGUCUGCCUAAAGAAAUAGCAAACCUGACAAAACUCAAGGAAAUUUACCUCAGAAGAAAUAGAUUUGAAAUUUUCCCCGUUGAGCUUUGUCAAAUUGCUAAUUUAGAAAUAAUAGAUCUGGAAGAAAAUCUAAUCAGUGUCAUCCCACAAGAGGUAGGUUUGUUGACAAACUUAGUUAAGCUAUUUUUAGCUUUUAAUAAGUUAUCCUCUAUUCCUCCUACACUGCAAUACUGCCAGAAGCUGGCUGUGCUGGAUCUGUCUUACAAUCUCCUGCGCAAGCUUCCCCCAGGUUUGAAGAACCUCACAGAAAUGAUAGAUCUCAAAUUGUCUGGUAACAGCCUGGAGAAGUUCCCAUACCAGAUGCGCUGCUGGACAUCACUUUCCCGUGUGUAUCUGAGGAACACUGGACUGCACACGGUACCCAUCUCCUUCACCAGAUUAACCGGUGUCAGGGUACUAGAUCUGAGUGAAAAUUGCUUUGAUGAAAUUCCUAAAGGAAUAUGCACUAUGAAAAGCCUGGAAGUAUUGUCUCUGGAUGACAAUCAAAUACAGCAGAUACCAGUGGAAAUGCAAGAACUGACAAAUUUAAAAUGCCUUGGCCUGUCUGAAAACCAGUUCAGUAUCUUUCCAAUGGAAAUCUUUCUCCUGGAAUCAUUAGAGAGGUUAUACCUGGGACAAAAUAAAGGAAUUAAAUUCACAAGUCUGCCAGGAGACAUCAUCAAAUUGCAGAAUCUGAAAGAACUGUAUAUGGAGAAUAACUGUCUGGAAUACCUGCCCCCAGAGGUCGGCUCAUUGACCCACUUGAAAAUACUUGACUGUCACAACAAUCUUCUUAAGGAGCUCCCAGAGUCUAUAUGCCAGAUACAAGGUUUGCAGAAGCUGCUCCUUCAGAACAAUCAGCUGUCCCAGCUGCCCGAGGAUUUGGCCAGCCUGCAGCAGCUGGAGGUGGUCCUAGUGGACGGGAACCCUAUGACAGACCCUCCGAUCGAAGUGUGCUGUCAGGGGACAUCUGCUAUCUUGGAGUACUUAGAGGAACAAAAGCGUAAAAAAGCCAUGGUCGUGAAGAUCCAAAAUCUGUGGCAUGGGUUGAUGACCAAGAAGGGGAUUGGAGCUCUGUUGACACUGAAGAGUCUAGCAAACAAAAAAAUGGAAAAGAAAGGAAAAGAAAAAGGAAAAGAGAAACCUGGAAAAAAAGCAAAAACCAAAAAAUGAUCUUUGUGCAGUAACUGGAACAGAACUCUUCUCAUUUACAAGAGGAGCAAACGUGAGCAGAGAUUAAGUGAGUAGGAGACAAGCAGUAGUAUUAAAGCAUUUCAAUCAGUGAGUGUUACAAUUAAAAGUGUUUUGUUUUUGUUUUUCGGCUUGUUUUAGUUCUUUUGUCAUCAUUUGCUACAGCUGAAUCUGGAGAUAUCAAAUCUGCUGAAAUAUUUAGAGAUUUCUCAUUCUGAAUACAUUAUCUCAAAGCAUAGGGACAGAUGAUUAACUGGAAAUAAAUCUA